CAUUAGUUAUUGUUUCUAUUGUUAGGUUACAUCAAAUACUUUUUAACAUUUGUUAGGUUAUAUCAAAUCAAUUUUAAGAUGUGAUGAUUCAUUUAAAAAACGGCAAAUAUAUAGUAUAGACUUAUAGCAGGAACUUGUAGCGUAAACAUGUUGCCGUCACAUGUUGCAAGAAGAUUUAGCUAGACUUUGCAUAAGAACAUCUAGAAUAUAUGAAAGAACUUGUAAUAAGAUAUUUAAAACAAUAUAGAUCUGUUACGUCAAGUACAUCUAGUAAGAAAAUAAUAUAAAACAAUUAUUCGACCAAAAAAAAACGUAUGUGUGUGGAAAUAAAUAAGUCUGUAAAAGUUGGAGGCUUCUAAAAGAUACAGGAGGGCCAUGGUGAAAAACGUUUUCAUCUUAUUUGUGUUUUCAAUACUAUCAGUACCAGUGGCCAGAGGCAGUAAAACGUGUAUGGAACCCGCGGAAAAAUUCCUCAAAGUUCAAGGCCAUCCGGGGGAGGUGGUCAUGGAACUUGCCCUCGGGUCUGAAGGCUUCUGGAGCUCGACUGUCCAGGAUGUGACGUCAGGAACGGACAUCAGCGAGUACUUUAAAACUGGCCCAGUCAACCAGAGUGACACAUUGCACUGGGCUGUCACAGUUGCCAGAUUUUUACCAGCAGAAAAUCGAUUGGUCCCACAUGAAAUUAAAUUUACCUUACACUGUUACAUCGAUGGGCAUACAAAGCCAUUUUUUCGACGGGGCGUCCUAUUGGCCAAUAAAGCAAGUACUGAUAACGUGACUUCUAUGAUAGAAUUUACAAUUUUUAAGGACACACCGGUAGGGUCAGUACUGUAUCUGAUGCACCUGCACUAUCCUACCGUGUCGAGUGCUAAUCUAGUCUUCACAGUCAUCCACGAGGACGGACUAAAUGAUGUAUCAGCACAAUACUUAAAUGUAACAAAGACUGGAGUGAUCACGUUGAAAAAAUCUCUGGAAUCGUUCAGCGACCAGCUGUUGUUGCUGUUGCUGCAUAAAAAGCUCCCCGCCCCCGGAGAGACGGUGCCCGUGGUUGUAUAUGUGGUGGAGGUCAUGACCCCGAUAGACCCUGAAGCCUCGUCUGAACAGACGCCUCGAUUUGUUCUGGAACAUUGCCAGUCACGUCAUUGUCAUGUGGGGGUGUACAGAGUAGAGGCCGAUAGUCAGGGGAAGGGGGAACUAACUUCAAUCACACCAAGUCAGUUACUGGCCAUGUGUUCAUGUACUGUCAACUAUUUUAUCAUAGG
Messenger RNA from Physella acuta, 1262 nucleotides. RefSeq lists its product as uncharacterized. Lineage: Eukaryota; Metazoa; Mollusca; Gastropoda; Physidae. Gene Ontology annotation, cellular component: membrane. The record is from RefSeq and is a predicted model, not a curated record. Gene Ontology annotation, molecular function: calcium ion binding.